UUACGUUGGUUACUAUACUUGUGUUCACCCAAACCGGAUCUGACGUCGUCGUCUGCUCCAAAAUUUGAAGUUUGUUGUACAUGCACUGUCUGGAAAGCGUGCUUAGGUUUAGAUAUCUUCUAAUUGAAUUGAGUUUACACAACAGCGCCUUUGAGCUGGAUCUGUAGUGAAGAGAUACUAACCUUUCACUGCUACCAGUGGCACCAAAUCACCAACCUUUCUUACUGCCAGUGGAAGUAACUCAUCAACCUUUCACUGCGAUCAGUGGAACCAGAUCACCAAUCUUAAACUGCUCUUACUGGAACCUGGAGCCCAUUUGGAUCUGUAGAGUGGACAAGUGUUCGGUGGGCACAUCUUUUGGAGUGGGUCUGAGAUGGGUGGAGGGGUCCAAGAGGAGGCGGGUAACCGCGGGCCAAGCUACACGGUGACGUGCGAGGACUACGUGCACGUGGUGGAGUUCAGUCCCUUUGACUCGGGGUCACCCGGCUCGCUGCUCGCCUACGGGGGAAACCUGUUCGUGGUGGUGGCAGUAUGUCGUUUCCAGGAGGAGGACCUGGAGGUGGAGGGGCUGGAGUUUAACACCCUACGUGUGUUCCAUCACGGGGUACGUGUCGACACUCUGGCCUGGAGUCCCGAGUCACGCUUGGAUAAGCUGCCUCAGGUCAUCAGAUUUUGCACUGCAGCUGCUGACAACAAACUGAGAGUGCUAACUUCUGACCUGAAGGACAGCCAUGAAGUAAAGGAAAUCGAGGGCCAUUCAAGCUACAUCAAUCACUUGGUGUUCGAGCCCGUGGAAGGCAAGCAGAUCGCGUCAGUUAGCGAUGAUCAUACUUGCAGGGUUUGGGAUCUGGAUGGCAAAGAAACCGCAUUGUUUAAGCUUCGGUCACCUGGUAUGAGUGUGUGCUGGCACCCGGCGGAAGUGCUUAAGCUGAUGGUGGCAGAGAAGAGGGGGACGAUUCGUUUCUACGACCUGCUUUCCCAGCAGGCCAUUCUGUCUCUGGACUGCGGGCAGAUCCCCCUCAUGUCGGCCGACUGGUGCCUUGCCAACUCCAUCAAGGUUGGAGCGGUGGUGGGCACCGACUGGGUCAUAUGGGACGUCACCCGUUCCAGUUAUCCCCAGAGAAAGAAGCCGUGCCAUGUAGACCGAGCUCGUCUCUUCAGGUGGUCGAGGGCCAAUGAAAAUCUUUUCUCCACUACUGGGUGUCCGGGGAAGAUUAAUAGCCAGCUGCUAGUACACCACCUGGGUCAUCCACAGCCAGUGAUGAUUGGUUCAUCCACUGUUGGGGGCGGGCUCAGCUGGCACCGCAGCCUACCACUGUGUGUGACGGGCGGCGACAGGAAGCUCUCAUUCUGGAUGACGGAAAUGUGACCAAUAAGGAACGGUUCGGUGAUUUGAGAACAAAUAAGUGCACUGCUAAUUGAUGAAGAUGGUCUAUUUUGAUACGCUUUUGUGUUUUUGUUUUGUUGUAGCAAUAAAGCUCUAGUUUGAAUGAG
Messenger RNA from Clupea harengus (Atlantic herring), 1494 nucleotides. It is a transcript of the gene nup37, whose product is annotated as nucleoporin 37. Gene Ontology annotation, cellular component: nuclear pore outer ring. Lineage: Eukaryota; Metazoa; Chordata; Actinopteri; Clupeiformes; Clupeidae. The record is from RefSeq and is a predicted model, not a curated record. Gene Ontology annotation, molecular function: protein binding.